Molecule: messenger RNA, 9683 nt
Organism: Dromaius novaehollandiae (emu)
Lineage: Eukaryota; Metazoa; Chordata; Aves; Casuariiformes; Dromaiidae
Gene: SEMA3D
Product: semaphorin 3D
Exons: 18
Coding region: 454-2739 (761 amino acids)
Biological process (GO): negative regulation of axon extension involved in axon guidance; positive regulation of cell migration; axon guidance
Cellular component (GO): plasma membrane
Molecular function (GO): chemorepellent activity; semaphorin receptor binding
Source: RefSeq, a predicted model, not a curated record
AGCUACGGCUCGGUGGCGGCUGGGGCCGGGAGCGGCGGCGGGGGCGUGCGGCGGGCUGGCUGACACGCACGCAGAGACACACACACCCCCGUGCGCCGGGCAGCCCAUUUGCUGGAGGGCUGUGCAUGUGCGUGCGAGGGAGUGGAAAGGGGUGGUGGGGAUGGAGGCAGGGAAGCCAGGGGAAAGUCUGACACUCGGCGCAGAAGGAGGGAGACCCUCGGCCGCCGCCGAGCCCGGCUGGAGCCCGCCUCGCUCGCAGCGCCAGCAAAACCCCUCCUGCCGCCGCCGCCGCCGGCCCCGGGCAGCGCCCAGCGCCCAGCGCCCAGCGCCGCGCCGGGCUCCCCGCGCAGCGCGCCGCCGCGCCGGACCCGCAGCAGGUUAAAUUUGGAUUGUUUGAAAAGCGGGGAGAUUUUUCAACAUAGUUCAAGAAAAGAUACAGAAGAAGAGAGCAGAAUGAGAGCUUCCCAAGUACCACAUGCCUGCAGCUUGUUAUCUUUAGCAAUGCUGUUCCUUCCAGUCACUGGAACGUCAAAACAAAAUAUCCCAAGACUUAAGCUUUCCUAUAAAGACUUGCUGCUUUCAAACAGCUGCAUCCCAUUCCUGGGCUCAACAGAGGGGUUUGAUUUUCGAACCCUGCUGCUAGAUGAGGAGAGAGGUCGGCUGCUAAUCGGGGCUAAAGACCACAUCUUCCUGCUCAGCUUGGUUGAUUUAAACAAAAAUGUAAAAAAGAUUUAUUGGCCUGCAUCAAAAGAAAAGGUGGAAUUGUGUAAACUAGCUGGGAAAGAUGCCCAUACAGAAUGUGCCAAUUUUAUGAGGGUUCUCCAGCCCUACAACCGAACACAUGUUUAUGCCUGUGGCACGGGAGCCUUUCACCCUCUCUGCGGAUACAUUGAACUUGGAACUCACAAAGAGGAAACGAUAUUCAGGCUGGAUGCUCAGAACUUGGAGUCUGGCAGGUUGAAAUGUCCUUUCGAUCCUCAGCAGCCGUUUGCUUCAGUGAUGGCAGAUGAGUAUCUUUAUGCUGGAACGGCUUCUGAUUUCCUUGGCAAAGAUACUGCUCUAACACGUUCUCUGGGCCCUUCUCACGAUCACCAUUACAUCAGAACUGACAUUUCUGAACAUUACUGGCUUACUGGAGCAAAAUUCAUCGGAACUUUUCCCAUUCCGGACACCUAUAACCCAGACGAUGACAAAAUCUACUUCUUUUUCCGAGAAAUAUCACAAGAUAGCGGGACAUCUGACAAGACAAUCCUUUCCCGAGUUGGGAGGGUUUGUAAGAAUGAUAUGGGAGGUCAACGGAGCCUAAUAAACAAGUGGACUACUUUUCUGAAAGCUAGGCUUGUGUGCUCGAUACCUGGUCCUGAGGGAGCCGACACACAUUUUGAUGAAUUGCAAGAUAUAUUCUUACUUUCUACAAGAGAUGAGAGAAACCCUCUUGUAUAUGGAGUCUUCACUACGACAAGCUCCGUCUUCAAGGGCUCUGCGGUUUGUGUGUACAGCAUGGCAGACAUCAGAGCUGUCUUCAAUGGCCCUUAUGCUCACAAAGAGAGCGCGGAUCAUCGAUGGGUACAAUACGAAGGUCGUAUCCCGUAUCCCAGGCCUGGUACAUGUCCAAGCAAAACCUACGACCCACUUAUAAAGUCUACCAGAGAUUUUCCUGAUGAAGUCAUCAGCUUUAUAAAACGCCAUCCACUGAUGUACAAAUCAGUUUACCCAGUGACAGGAGGACCGGUAUUCACUCGAAUCAAUGUGGACUACCGGCUGACACAGAUUGUGGUGGAUCACGUCAUGGCAGAAGAUGGACAAUAUGACGUUAUAUUCCUAGGAACAGACAUAGGCACAGUACUCAAAGUUGUGAGUAUCACAAAGGAGAAGUGGACUAAGGAGGAGGUGGUCCUAGAAGAGCUGCAAAUAUUCAAGCACCCUUCGUUUAUCUUGACUAUGGAGAUUUCUCAGAAGCAGCAACAAUUGUACAUUGGUUCCAGGGAUGGAUUGGUUCAGCUCUCUCUGCACAGAUGUCACACGUAUGGGAAGGCUUGUGCAGACUGCUGCCUCGCCAGAGACCCAUACUGUGCCUGGGAUGGAAACUCAUGUUCUAGAUAUGCUCCCACUUCUAAAAGGCGAGCCAGAAGGCAAGAUGUCAAAUAUGGAGAUCCUGUUGCACAGUGCUGGGAUGUGGAAGACAGCAUUAGUCAUGAAACUGCUGAUGAAAAGGUGAUUUUUGGCAUUGAAUUUAAUUCAACUUUUCUGGAAUGUAUUCCUAAGUCCCAGCAAGCCUCUAUUAGGUGGUAUAUUCAACGCUCUGGAGAAGAACAUCGAGAAGAGCUAAAGGCUGACGAAAGGAUCAUUAAAACAGAGCACGGGCUGCUGAUCCGCAGCUUGCAAAGGAGGGAUGCGGGAGCCUAUUACUGCAAAGCCCAGGAGCACACCUUCAUCCACACCAUUGUGAAGCUGAAUUUAAACAUCAUUGAGAACGGACAGAUGGAAAGCACGCAGAAGACUGAGGACGAGGAGGGCCGGGUGAGGGAUUUGCUCACCGAGUCACGGCUGAGGUACAAGGAUUACAUCCAGCUGGUCAGCAGCCCCAGCUUCAGCCUGGACGAGUACUGUGAACAGAUGUGGCACCGCGAGAAGCGGCGGCAGCGGAACAAAGGUGGGGCCAAGUGGAAGCACGUGCAGGAGAUGAAGAAAAAGCGAAACCGAAGGCACCAUGAGCCUGCCCGGCCACCAUCUACAUAGUCUGGAAAUUCUAUUUAAAGAAAGGACAUUUUCCAUGAAAAGAAGAAAAAAUACUGUGUUAUGGUUUUGUGCAUCUUGCGUAUGAGUUAAUAUUGCUUCUUACUGAAAUCAGAUAACUCACCAUCACUAUUAAUCUGUACAAGAUUGUACAGAUCACGGGAUACAGUACCAAAUGAGAUGUUCCUUAUUGGAGUACCACACACCAGGCAAUAAUUUCAAAUGCAUUCAUUAAGAACAAAAGAUGUACACUUUAGCUAAUUUCUGGAUAGCCUGAGGCUACAUGAGUUGUGUUCUGUACUUCUUCUUACAUAAUUUUCACAUAGGAUUUAGUGUCCGUGUUCCCAUGUUAAUACUUGCUGCCAUGUUCCACCCCAGAGGUGGCUAUGUUUCAGAGGAGGACAGAUGUAUUUGUAGUUCUUUGGCAUCUUUCUGAACAAGAAGCACUGUAGAAAUGUGUGACAGAUCUGCAAAAUGCCCUCCCCUCCCUUUACCCACUGGGCUUGUAUAAAGGCUCGUGGGUGGGGUUUGCUAGCAUAGAGAGGCUCAGCAAAAAAAUCAAAUUAAGUAUUGGCUUAGGGACAACAUUCAUUUUCCCCACAAAAAGCAGAAAGCGUAAUCAUAGUUUAAAAGAGGGAAAUUAUAAAGCAUUAUCCAUUAGAGUUUGAGAAGCCAUCAGUUUGCAGUCCAUCUGCUGAAAUGAAAUGUUGACUCUAAUUGAAACUGCCACCAAGAUGCUUGGAAAUAAAUUUCCUAAGUGAUGCGUGGGAGGUAUGUGCACAAAUCCUAUUAACAAAUAAUGGGAUUCCUGCCUGCACCUCUCCUAUCUCUCUAAAGGUUUUAAUCUGACUGUUUCUCUGGCCCUUUGCUAGCUUCAUUUUAUGCAGAGGGAAAGAAAAAUAAAAGACAACAACAAAGCUAAAAGAAAAGACGAUGAGGGAAACAUACUUAGUGGCUGAGACCAGUGCUCUUGACACAGAGCAGACAUUCCUCAGAUGUGUGUAUUCUUUGGGAUUUUUCUCCCAAAGGUCUUAUGUAUUUUUAAGUUGAAAAAAAAUGCAUUGUUGGAAUUAAUACAUUUUAUUAUAAUUAAAUAAAACAAAAGAUGUCCUUGUGUAAAUAAAAUGUGUAAGUUAGAAAUUUGCUAUAGACCAUAAUUUCAUUUGUAAAGUGUUCCUUGUUCCUAGUUUCAUAUUUUGGUUUUAAGAGUCUAAAUCUUUAUAUAUAAGCAGAAACACUGGGCCUCAUUCUUACCUGUUUUACAUCCAUAUGAUUUCAUUGAAUUUAUUCCUGAUUUGCAGCAACAAACACAAGCUCAGAAUUAGGCCUACUGUCUCUUCUCACGAGUCGCUACCCCCCCAUUCUCUCUUCCAUCUAACCUCCCUCCCUUUUGCCUUUCACGCCUUUUUGAGUGUGAAAUGACAAAUUAGGCACUUCCUCACAUGGAAGGGAGCUUUGAUGGAUACCAAAACGACAGACUUUCCUCGUUUCUCAUGCAUUCUGCAGAUCUCGAGAGCAAAGCCUGUGGGAAACCCGUGUAAUUGGUGUGCAACUCAUUAAGGCACUGAAAACUUUGGCACUGCAAGUUGUAGGUCGCCCUUAGCCACGCUGGUGUUUGUGUGUGCAUUCAGGCCCUGGUCCGUAAUUGUGUGGAUACAAUUUGCAUCAUUGUUCAUUUCCUUUCUGCUGAAAGAUACAAAUACGGCAAUGUGUAUGGCGGGUUUCAGGAAGGGAUCUCAGCUUACCCAAGUUUGUACCCUAAAGCUGCAUUUGCAUGUAUUAUAUAAAAGCCAGCGGUACCAUAUGUCAUUAAUUUUAGUUUUUUUUUUUUUUAAUAGGAGAUGUAUGACUUAAUUAGAAGGUAUUAGAUAGCAUGCAUAAAAUGCUUUGAUAGUGUAAAGCACUGAGUGCUAAGUAUUAUAAAAAUAUGUCUGUGGGGAGGAGGGAAUUUCAUGGCACAGGACCUUUAAUCAGCAGAGAGACUGAUGCUGAAGAUACUAACCAGUAGUACAAUAUCUGAGCACCUGCAUAGAACUUUUUGCCUUUUUUGCUGCAAAAGUAACUUAGGCCAGGCAUUUCGCAAGAGACUCAUCAUUUUGGGUGCCUUGAUUUUAAGGCCAAUUAAGCUUUCUCUAAGGAGGUAUGGAGGAUAUUCAACUACUAAAUAUAAAGCACCCUCAGACUGGGAUACUCAAUAUUCUUGACCGGAAGGUUAUGCUGUCACCUUACAGAACCUGCCAAAUUAUUCCUUACUGGAUUUUUAUCGGUCCAUAAAGUCCCAUUUCUCUGACUUGGACUUUAAGUAAAUGAGUGGAAUCACACCAAGUCUAGGUAGUAACACAUGGUCUACAUUUACAUGCGCUGGCAAAGGACUGCUUUUCUCCCAAGUGAUGACUCAAUACUUUAAUUAUUGCAUCUCAAACAGUUCUUAUCCCAUGCUUGCCUUAUUCAUAAACAAGAAAAUCAAUUCCUUCUUCCAUGUUUUUCCUCUUCCAUGAAAACUAAAUCAUCUGAUUUAUGUUUAAAAUGAUUGGGAGUAUGUAUUCUGCAAAUGAAGUAAACCAUUGACUUCAGUAGAAGUCUUGAAUGACUAAUGGUCACAGUGCUGGAAGCAUUAGAUUUGAGUAGUUGAAUUAAAAUGUUAUUACUCCUAAAAAAAAAAAAAACUCCCUUUUAUUUCUUUUAUUCCAAAUGUUGUUGCAAAGAGACUCUUCUUAAAGAAAUUACCUCAUCAGUCUGGGGUAUGGUGGUAGAGUGAAACCCCACAUGAGAUAUAAGGCCACUUUCAUCAUGGGGAAAUAAUUUCAAUAUCCUCCAGAUCAGUGCACUCUGUUGGGUUCAUACCACCCCAGGGAGAGGUAUUUAAUAAUAUUGCACAGAUAAAAAUCUGUGGUUUGAUACAUUGUACAAGAUAUAUCCUGUAGCUCAAACAGCUAACACAGCUUCUCAUAUGUAGCAGAUAAUACACAUGCAUGAUUCCAGGGGACAUUGGAGACCAGUGAAUGAGUUGGACAGAUCAGGGGUCACUAAAGAAGAUAAGACAGGAUUUUGUUAGGUAGGACUCUGUAAUGCAAGGUCACGAGUAGGAGCAGUAGGUCGUUCAGCAACCUGCCAUCCCAGAGGGGGGUUCAAAAGAUGACAUAGCCCAGAAACUGUAACAGGAGAAUGCUGGAAAAGGUCCCCCUCUUUCCAAGAAAAGCUUCACCUUGUAUAUAAUUCAAAGGCUCAAACCUAAAUCUACUUAAAUUUCAAAAUGAGGAUUUGGGGGUCAGUUGUGCUGCUGUGAGCUGUACUACAAGCCACGACAGGCUCAUAGUUAAAAUGAAACCAAACCUAGACUCCUUUAAGAGCUCAAUAAGAAUGAAGUUAAACAAAGUUUUGAUUCAGAGCAGAAAAAAGUUGCCUCCACCUUAAUAACUGUACAUUUUAAACAGAUCCCUUCAUGCAUGUGAUACAAUAUAUUAGAUAUAUAUUGUAUAUACAAUAUAUUAGAUAAGAUAUUUAUGUAUGCAUUCAGCCAGGAGUCUGAUUAUUAAUAAAUAAUAAAUUAUCUUUUCCUUUCUCUGACCCUACUUCAGCAAAUGACUGGAGUUUGAUAGAAGUGCAGUGGUUCCAAACAGAGUCUUAGAAUAACCAGCACAAUGUGAGCUGUAGUUAUAAAAAUGCUGAAAACUGACAUAAGCUUUAAAGCCCAACAGGGUCCUAAACUUCGUAGCAAUCUUGAAGUCAGUUAAAAUAAAACAGAAAAUGGGAUUAGCAGGAAAAGGAAUAAAGUAUUAACACUUGUUGUGAUAAACCAGUUCCAUUACUGGAAACAGCUCCAACAACAGGUGUGAAUUUGUAUACAGGCCAUAAGCAUAUAGCCUUUUUUUCUCUAAGCAGUUAAACUUACACUUGCUUGAGGUAUCUAAGAACCUGAAUACUUUCCAAAUCAUAAGUAGUCUUUGGGCUUGUUCUUAUGUCAUUCACAAUGAAGCUAUUAGGUUAAAUGCUGUGGAGUUCCUCCAGUCCAUGUGCUUUUGAGAUCAGAAGAUCUCUACAGUUUAAGUGUUAAAACUCUUUAAUCUAACCAUUAUCUGUAUUGAUCUGCAUUUAACACUUCAGAUUAUGAACAGUUAUUUGUUAUUAUUACUCAUUAUUCAUCUAAUGAGUCCAUAUGUCUCAUAAUAAUGUCUCAAUAUUUAAUAAUGAAAAUUGAUUUUGCUAAUGAUUUGUCAUAGGAGCAUGUAUAGCUAGCAGGACCUGUGUUAAUGUACUAUUUUCUCUUCAUUUUGUAACAGAGGGUAAUUGCAAAUGACAAAUGUGAUUUCAAGAGCUAAGGUUCAGAUCAGAUUCCACUGUUAGCAAAGACUAAAAUCCUAUUGGCUUCAGCAGAAUUGAAUCUUUGUCUAAAUAUACUAUAAUCUGUUUAUAGUGGAGUAGUCAAACAGCCAAAACGGUGUGCCGUUCUGUACAGCGUGCUGGCCUGGUUCUUCUCUCACACAGUUGCAAAUGAGAUGUGGAGGUCUAAGGCAUUGCAUCUGCAUGAAUGGAGAAUUAAGCCCACAUGUCUCUCCAAUAUAUAUUUUAAAUGGUCUCUAUUGUAAUAUUUUACCAUGGUGUUGCUAAUAUUUCCCUGAAUUAGGCUUCUGUGGUUAGCUGAAGUGUGAAAAUCCUUGCAGUUGUAAUCCAGUUUUCAAGGUUUUUAAAGUAAGUUCAUUACAGCAACAAAAAAGAAGACAUGGGAGAGGGGUUUAAUUAUACAUUGCACAAGACAGAUUUGUAAGAUUUAACUUCAACAUAAUAUCAAAAUAGUGACCACCUUAAAAUGUAUUGUAAACACCAUUUAUUUUUCCUUUUUUGGUCAGGUGAGGGUACGUAACAAAUUAUAAUCCUCAGAUUAUCACCUGCCAACGUGUGGCUGAAACAUCUGUUGUGACAGGAGUAGCAAGAAUGAGUAAUUACUUGUUCGUUUUUUCCCUUCCACCAGUUAAGCUGGUUGUCUCAUGCCUUUGAGACUCUCUCAUUCUCUCAGGCAAUUCUGCUUCCACGUGGAGGAAUAUUGCAGGAUAUGGUGUUUCCUUGAGGUAUAAACGCUCCUAGAAAGUCACAGUAUCAUAGUCUGACUUCAGACAACAACAUUCCUAAGCAUUAGCCUUCGCAUUCAGUAUCAGAUGUAAACCAACUACUGUGAGGUAAAUUGGGAGACCAGGUGGGGUGUGCACCUACAAUGGAAAUUUUGUGACUCUUGCUUAGAGUUCUCCAUUCUCCUUUUGCAUAUGUGGUCAGCGUAUCGAAUUCACCAAUUUAAAAUCAAUCUUUCGUACUUUAAAACAUGGGAUUUUCCAUGUGGUGUAAGGACCAGAAGAACAUUUCCACGUGACUUUUUUGACUGAUAUGGACUGCUGGUUAAUAGUUUCAAACAGUACAAGCCAAGAAAGUCCUCUGUCCAGUCAUAGGUGGCCAUGAUAUUUUUAAUGAGCCCAGAAACAUCUCAGUUUUUGUGGUGCCUCUCAUCCUGGUCCUUUUCUCUUGUGGUAUAGAAGUGCUUUUGGCUUUUUUUUAUGUAUGCAUAUGUGUGUGUGUGUUCUAAUCAUCUUAUUCAUGCUACUUCUACCACUGAACGAAACCAUGUCCAAGGCCAGCCACCUUCUGGACAUGCAACGUAUGACAAAAUAGUAAGUGAGACAGAAGAUUUAGGCAGAUAUUUUCAUCCGGAGAUAACAUAGUAUGUUUGUAGUGGGUAAUGCCUCAUGGGCUGACUGACUAUACUGAGAUGUAAAGGGCACUGUACCAUUUAUCCGACCUUGGCAGAAAUUGAGGAUAAAUUUACAGAAGGUGUAUUUUUUUAAAAAAAUUCUAAAACAUUGUCAAUGUAAAUAAAUACAGAAAAUCUAAUCUGAUAUUAGGCCUGUUAUCUAUCACUGGACAGAAAUAUGCAAAUAAAAAUGCAUUAAAAAAUUUCAGAAAUUUCCACUUUUUAUUUUCAGAACUUUCAGAAAUUUAUUUUCAGAUUUUAAAAUGUUUAUUUAAAAAUCAACUGUCAUUAAAUUAUGUUUUUUAUUUAAACUAUUUUUAAUUAAGAAAAUAUUUUUUCUAAUUUUCUUUUUUUAAAUCUGCACUUUGAAAUCUCUUUUUGUAGGCAAAAUUAGAAAAAAAAUGAGAAAGUUGUAAAUGGAAGUGGAAUGUUAUAUCCAAAUGUAGUUUACUCAAAGCUUAGAAAAAGCAGCAGCAGAGACUGCUUGUGUCCUUGUUUGAAUCUUUACCUGACUUCUGUCAAAGACUUUUCUUAUGAAUUGUAAUAAUCGCAUUUUAAGACUGCAUGUCAACAUAUCUUGGCUGUAAAAACUGGAUUCAAAGUGCAAAUCUGGGAAAGUACAGGCGAAAAUGUUUACAUUAAUUUUUCUUUGUGGAUGAUGCAUGCUUCUCCAUUCCCCUUUCCCCCAGUGACCUAGAACUAUCUCAGGAUGUACACUGGCUGGGAAGAAAGGAAAAGAUUACAAAAGAGUAUCUCCAAAUGCCAAAGUGGAAAGUCAGACUAAAUGGACUUGCCAUAAUGACUUUGAUUAAUACCUCACAUUUGACCAAUAAAUACUAAUAUUUUCUCCUAAGGUGAAAUUCAUCGCUCCUUCAGAAGCCCAGCCCAUGAACUGUGUUCGCUAAAUCUUUUCUAAUUCGUACGGCUUAAAUGGUACAUAGGUUGUCCUUGUGAGUGGGGGUGAAUUUCACUGUUGGAGCAUAACUAUUUAUAGAGUAAUAUGACUGAAACAGUUUGAUAAGAGUGUCUAUUUGUAAAUGACUGCAACUAAUUGUGUUAAUAUUAUAACUGAAAAAUCACUUCAGGCCAAUAAGAAGUGAUGAGUUUGCCAUGCUUGCUAUUUUACUAGAGAUUCCAAUCUUAUCCUCCAAGGUAACUGAAACCAUUAAAUGCAUAUUUCAUUUGUACUGCAAUAAACAGAAAAUUCUGA